Molecule: messenger RNA, 1230 nt
Organism: Fusarium pseudograminearum CS3096
Lineage: Eukaryota; Fungi; Ascomycota; Sordariomycetes; Hypocreales; Nectriaceae
Exons: 2
Coding region: 1-1230 (409 amino acids)
Biological process (GO): positive regulation of transcription elongation by RNA polymerase II; transcription elongation by RNA polymerase II
Cellular component (GO): nucleus; Cdc73/Paf1 complex
Molecular function (GO): RNA polymerase II C-terminal domain phosphoserine binding
Source: RefSeq, a predicted model, not a curated record
AUGUCUGACUCAGAUGGGCUAAUUGACCCUAUUGACGAGGGAGGCGACGACCUUUUCGGCGACGAAGGCGACGACGAUAUUGUACCUACCAAGGAGUCGGUCGAUGAAGAUGAUGAGCUCGCCUCGGACCCAGAAGGGGACAGCUACGCGCGGUAUCGCAACGACGAUGAAGACCAAGCACAAUUAGAGACUAAGGAGCGUGCUGUCCAAACUGUCACGACCUACCGGCAUCGAGUUCCCAAGCCCAAAGAUGGCGCGUUACGAGUCCUUCGCGUUCCCAAAUUCAUCAAGAUCAUGCCUGAAGAAUACAACCCCGAUACGUACCAGCCAAGCGAAUUCGAUAUUGCGAAUGCCAAGGCUGAACACCCCAAACACGUCGCCCGAGUUCGAAGAGACCACAGCACCGGCGAGCUGAAAAGCAACACAAACGUCUUCCACUGGAGCGAUGGAUCAGUGACUAUUUCUGUCGGUGGAGAGCACUACGAAAUCAACAGAAAGGCGCUCGCACCACCUGCAGACAAGCCCUACAGCGAGGUCCAGGAUGGCCACUACUACGCCGCUGCCGCCGAACUACACAGCAAUAUCCUCAUGACGGUUGGACAUAUCACGGAGCAAUACAGCAUUCGACCUAACAAGGCCGUCGGAGACGAUGCGCUGACCCGCCUUGCUGAGAGAAUGGCAAGCGCCAGUAAGCCUGCGAACGCAACAAAUAUGAUUAUCAACACUACUGAGGACCCCGAACUCCAGAAGAAGCAGGCUGAGUUGGCCGAGAAGGAGAGAAACAAGGCUCAGAGAAAACGAGAAAACGCCGAGGCCAAGAUGGUUGGUGGCGUAGGUAGAUCGUCUGGGCGCGGGGGAGGAUUGUCCAUUGGCGAUCUUGAGGGAGGCCGCCGUGGUGCAGCAGGCUCUCGCAAGCGUGGCGCGCCCAGCGCAGGCAAGAACAGAAGACGUCGAGAUGAAGAGUCCGACGAGGAUCUUGAGGACGCCGUGGGCCGACACGAAGGCUACUCGCUCGAUGAUGGUUUCAUCGUUAACAGUGACGAUGAGGAAGCCGACAGCCCAGCCGAUGACGACGAUGAGGAAGAGCUUCUCGACGACGAUGAGGAUGAGAAGCCUCGGUCCAAAAAGCGACAGAGGACAAGGGAUCGCAGCGACGACGACGGCAGUGAUGUCGAACAGGCGGCAGGACGAUCUCGUCGGAGGAAUGUCAUUGACGAUGACGAUGAUUAG